This is a messenger RNA of Klebsormidium nitens, 2633 nucleotides long. NCBI's taxonomy places the organism in Eukaryota, Viridiplantae, Streptophyta, Klebsormidiophyceae, Klebsormidiales, Klebsormidiaceae. The record is from the annotation of a GenBank genome assembly.
UAUGGAGGAGCCGGUCGAACGGACCGCCAAAACAGCCAAAGGUCUCUAUGGCUGCAGGGAUGAGCCUGUCGUCGGGCGAAUGAUCGGCGUACUUGGACCAUGAGACGAACCCGCGAGCGGCACGCGUACUCCUUGGGCAGCUCAGCUGGCAUGAAUGGCUGGCAUGUAGCAUGCAGCCUGCAGGGAUGCUAGAGUCAGACUCUGAGCUUUCAAAAGGUCCAUCCAGCAGCACUGGACAGGGCGGAAAAUCCUGAACAUUGGUGUUGCCAAGGUUCCUUGAUACAGAAGUAUUCGCUCGCAGAGCUUAAAAAAGACAGACAAGGGCAGGGGCAAGGAUGGGCUCCCCUCCGCGCCCCCUGCUCACGCUAACCCUGCUCGCUUUGUUGCUUACCCCGGCACUUGCGCUCGACUGGCCGUUUGAAGACUUGUGGCCACGCCACCACAAAAAGGCACAGAUUGAUGGCAAGAUCAAAACCAUCGUGUUGCUGGUUAUGGAGAACCGCUCCUUUGACCACAUGGUCGGCUGGCUGAAGCGGCUUAACCCAGAAAUUGACGGCCUAACUGGGGAGGAAAGUAACCCUGAGAGGGCAAGGGAUCCAAACUCUCCCCGGGUGUUUGUGUCGGAUGAUGCGGAGUACGUGGAUCCGGACCCGGGCCAUAGCUUCCAGGCAAUCCAGGAGGAGGUUUUUGGGGGCAUGGACGCAGAUUUGAAAAAGCAGGACCCGCCCCCCAUGAACGGCUUCGUCCAGAACGCCAACAACAUGUUCACCGGCUUCGGGCGCCGCGUCAUGAGCGCCUUCCGGCCCGAAGUCGUCUCCUCGCUGACGUCACUCGCCAUGGAGUUCGCGCUCUUUGACAGGUGGUUUGCGGCGGUGCCGUCCUCGACACAGCCCAAUCGGCUCUACAUCCACUCGGCGACCUCACAUGGCGCCACGUGGAAUGAUAAGAAGGAGUUGACCCACGGCUUCCCCCAGAAGACCAUCUUCGACUCUAUCGAAGAAUCCGGUCUCUCUUUCGGCGUCUACUUCGCCAACCUGCCAUCGACGCUCUUCUUCCGGAACCUGCGCACCGUGCGCCGCGCGUUCAACUUCCAUGCGUUCGACCUCUUUUUCAACCACGCGAAAAGGGGGGUCCUGCCGAAUUACGUCAUCCUGGAGCCGCGGUAUUUUGACCUUCCGGAUUUCCCGGCGAACGACGACCACCCGAGCCAUGACGUGGCGGAAGGGCAGAAAAUGCUCAAGAAAGUUUACGAGGCGUUGCGCGCAAGUCCUCAGUGGGACGAGUCCCUGCUGCUCGUAACGUACGAUGAGCACGGCGGGUUUUUCGACCACGUCCCGACCCCGGUAACCGGAAUCCCUAACCCGGACGGAAUAACCGGGCCGCCGCCCUUUAACUUUGGGUUUGACCGGCUCGGGGUGCGGGUUGCCACGCUGGCAAUCUCGCCGUGGGUCGAGAAAGGCACUGUUGUGCAUGAGCCCCGACUGAAGCCCAGUCCGAGCAGCCAGUUCGAGCACUCAUCAAUUCCGGCGACCGUCAAGAAACUGUUCAACCUCUCCUCCGACUUCCUGACGAAGCGCGACGCUUGGGCGGCGACGUUCGAGGACUUAUUCACACUGCGGGACACGCCCAGGACGGACUGCCCGAUGACGCUUCCCGACCCCCCAAAGGCGCUCCGUCACAGUGCCCCCACUGGGAAUGGCCCCCUGAGCGAGUGGCAAGAGGAGCUGGUUCAAUUGGCCGCACAGCUGACGGAGGAUCCCGUAUACUUGUACGGCAUGUUCGGGCAGCCUCCGAUGAACGUGAAGCAGGCAGCGGCGUAUGUAGAGUCUCAGGUGCUCACAUUCUUGGAAAAGCAGCGGGUGCAGCUUUCGGAGCUUGAAGCUUUUGGGAGCGACGUCACACCUCGAGUUGAGGCUGUUGGUAAGAGGCCUGACCAAGUCGUUCGAUCACGUUGAUCAAUUAUUGGAUUCCGUAGUUGUACAGAACAUCUGCUUGUAAAUAGGAUGCGGCGUUGCAGAGUGCCUGUAUUGCCGCGUGAGGUACAUAGAGCGGUGAUGGCGAAACUUGAAAAAGACCGAUUUGAUUGCUCAAGUUUUGAGCUUUGUAUCAUAGUCGAGUAUGUGGUCUACAAAUCCAGGACAGUACAGAGUACUCAUCACGAAGAAGCAGGGGAGUCAGCCCAGCGGGCAAUACGUUUCGUGGUUACGCAACAAGAGUCUAUCAUAUAAGCACUGAGCAUCGCAGCGGGCUUGUUCACAAUAGGGCGGUUGCAAGCGACCACCUGUGAACAAAUUGGGUGCCUCCAUGAUGCGGGUGCGUAUGUGUCGCAUGCAUAACGAACCAUGCCUAAUUCUACUUGUAACUUUCAGGUAAGUUAGAUUGUAUGCAAGUGGGCAACUGAUUGAUGGAACCCAAAUGAGACGUAAGGCUGACCUGCAAUCUUUGAAGACUAGAGGCUCUUUGAGGUGAUUCCCCUAAGCUGUACUUGGACAAUGAACCAUUGUAGGUGCACAUUUUGAGCGGUUGUCCCAAUGUCCAGCCCCUUGUCAGUCUAUCGCAGUCGCCUUCGUCAGGGGUUCCACCAAACAAUGCACACCUGUACGUACAUUGACUGUUGAGAGUUUGAGGCGGCC